AUGGCAGAUGAGGAACAAGCCCCAAGCUCUAGGAAGAGGGUUGCAGGUACCCAAAUCAACAAGGAUAAUCCUGAGCCUGAUGAUGACGGACCAGAGCAAGAGAUGGGUACAUUUAAGAAAGCUACUGAGGAAGUUAUGGCAACCCAGAGAAUUGUAAAGGUUCGGCGCCAGCAGACGUCAUCAGCUCCUUCUUCUAAUCCUUUCUCUGUGCCAGACAAGAAUGCAGGCUCUGGUGUAAAUACCGACUCCGCUGCCACAACUGAAGCACCACCUCAACCUGUUGAAACCAGUGACAAGGAAGAAGACACAAAGGAUGAAUCUGGUGGAGACAAAGUGGUAGUUGGAGAACCCAAAGAAAGUAGCUCCAUGCCAUCUGAAGUUGAGGGCAAAACAAAAGAGGGAGAUGCUGAAGAAAAGGAAAGGGCAGAUGAAGCUGGAAAUAACGAUAAAAUUAGCAAGGAUGAUACUGAGAAGAAAGAUGGAGGUGAAUCAGAGACCAAGGAUGGCUUCUCUGAUGAGCAGAGAGAUGCUGAUAAAAUUAGCAAGGAUGAUACUGAGAAGAAAGAUGGAGGUGAGUCAGAGCAGAAAGAUGCUGAUAACAAAGGGCAUACAUCAUCAGCAACACCCCUUUUCUCGUUUAAGAAUCUGUCAAGUGGUCAAAAUGCUUUCACAGGUCUGACCGGAACUGGAUUUUCAAGCACAUCAUUCUCGUUUGGCUCAGCCUCUAAAGAUGGCUCAAGUUCUGGCCCCCUGUUUGGGCUGAAAGCUGAUGGUUCUUCGUUCCCUUCUUUUAAUCUUGGUACUGCCAACAACGGGAGUUCUGCCACAGCGCUUGCUACUUCAGCAGAGGCACCCAAGAAAUUUGCUAUGACAGAGGGUCCUGUUGAAACUGGUGAAGAAAAUGAGAAGGCUGUAUUUACUGCUGAUUCGGCUUUGUAUGAGUACCUAGAUGGGGGCUGGAAAGAAAGAGGAAAAGGUGAACUGAAGCUGAACGUCCCUGUAUCUGGCGGUGAGAGUGGCGAGAGAGCCCGGCUCGUCAUGAGGACAAAAGGCAACUACCGGCUGGUCCUGAAUGCAAGCCUCUACAUCGACAUGUCACUCAAGGACAUGGACAAGAAAGGCGUGAUAUUUGCCUGCAUGAACAGCAUUGGGGAGUCACCGAGCAGCCUUGCGACAUUUGCUCUGAAGUUCAAGGACACAGCCACCAGGGAGGAAUUCAAGGAUGCGGUGGAGUCUCACAAGACAAGCAAGGCACCGGACGUGCAGCUGAAGACGCCCGAGAACUCUCCGAAGGCAGCAGAAGUCUGA
This is a messenger RNA of Miscanthus lutarioriparius, 1308 nucleotides long. Lineage: Eukaryota; Viridiplantae; Streptophyta; Magnoliopsida; Poales; Poaceae. The record is from the annotation of a GenBank genome assembly.